This is a messenger RNA of Rhodofomes roseus, 3080 nucleotides long. RefSeq names its product cation transport protein-domain-containing protein. Gene Ontology annotation, cellular component: plasma membrane. Gene Ontology annotation, biological process: intracellular potassium ion homeostasis; potassium ion import across plasma membrane. The transcript is spliced from 20 exons. The record is from RefSeq and is a predicted model, not a curated record. Gene Ontology annotation, molecular function: high-affinity potassium ion transmembrane transporter activity. Bases 198 to 3080 code for a protein of 960 amino acids. Lineage: Eukaryota; Fungi; Basidiomycota; Agaricomycetes; Polyporales; Fomitopsidaceae.
CGAGCUUCGCCUCGAAAUUACGGCUCGAACCAAGUUCCACCCGACCAACCUUCGUCCGGACCACAACGCGUCUUCGACAUAUGCGCUAUCUCAGUUAACGUCGACUGAGACCUCUAGGCCUCGUGCUCGCCCUCUCUUUCAGCUGUCAUCACCGCCAGCUCCGUUUCGGUACCACCGACUCUCAGAAAGAGCGGGACAUGCCCUCGAUAUAUUCUAGGCGUCUCAACACAACCUGGCCUGCACGACUGCAAGAUGCCUGGUCGUUCGUGAUCAAACACUUGAACUUCUUCCGGAUACAUCUACUCGUAUUUACAUUUACCCCUCUCGUAUUCUCCGGAAUCCUCUAUGGUGCCAAUGGAAAAUAUCAUAUUCCCUACAUUGAUUGCCUCUUCUGCUGCGUCACCUCCAUGACUGUAUGCGGGCUGGCCACGAUCAACCUGAGCGCGUUAACUCCGUUCCAGCAAUUCCUGCUCUUCGCUCAGAUGUGUCUUGGAAGUCCCGUCACAGUCUCUUGGGUUAUGGUAUACAUUCGAAGGAGCUUCUUCGCGAAGAAGUUUCAGCACAUCCUCGAAGCUGAGAUGGCCCGCAAAGCCUCCGAGAAAGCCCGGCGACCAGUCAAGGUCCAGAUAGUGCCAUUGUGGCGACGGGCACUAGAGCUGUUCAUGCCGAGCAAGUACACGGAUUCGAAGGAAGUCGACCGUGCUUCUGACGACUCGAGCGACGAUCAUCGAGGAUCGACUCGGGUCCGAGUGGACAUGAUUCGCCGGAUGGAUGCCGCACCACAGUUGGUUAACCCAAGCGGGUGGAUCAGCGCAGGCCGCUCGGAGUUCUUCACGUCUAACUCCGAGGCGGCCAAGAAGCCGGAUUCGAAACCUCAGCAACGGAAUGACGAGUACGAGCUGCAGUCGCCCGGUCGCUACCUUGCGUUCGCGGACAUCGACAACCCAUCUCUGGUUGAGAACGCGAUCCGGGUUGCUGACUCGUCCCAACCUGCUGGUGAGCAGCCGGAUUCAGCUGGAGUCAACGAUGCACGGUCUGUGCAGUCAGCCCAGUCAGCCCAGUCGAGUGGCAGAGAGAAGUCUCCGCGAAUGUUCUCCGAACCGCCAGGCCGAAUGACCGACUCGCCGGAGCCAGAACUGAGUCCCUUGCCUCGGUCGGUGACCAUCACGCUCGCCUCGCAGGGGAGGUCAGAGACGUUCUCCCGGACGCAGACCAUUGAGUUCGCGAACUCUCCGCGACCAAAUCGUGAAGUGCGCUCGAAUCGCAGCGUUGCGCCGACGAGCUAUAGUGGCUGGGAUGACUAUGGCUCAAAUCGUGAUCGACGUUCAAUGCGCCGACCGACACUGUCGUACCCGCAAUCCAACACAUCAUACCACAGCCGGCGCACGGAGCGUACGCAUGCACUGCAUAGCGGCUUCGGAGGCUUCCCUAUGCCGCACGAGAUCUUCACGAGCCUGAUGCGGAGGUUCUUCCCGCAACUCGAGCACAAGCUGACGCGUACGAUGACCAUGCCGCGUACCCGGACAAUUCUCUCGCAGCAGUCGCUUGCGCCGAGCGGACGCCCUGUGACAUAUAUUAGCUUCGACGCGACCGUCGGGCGUAACUCGGAGUUCAAGGAGCUGACGACCGAGCAGCUGGAGGAGCUAGGAGGUGUUGAGUAUAGGGCGCUCGGGGCGCUGCUGUGGAUAGUUGGGGGGUACCAUAUAUUGAUACAGUUGUUGGCGUGGGUGGUCAUUGCGCCAUAUAUGUCGAUACCACGAUGGAAGGACGAUUUCAAGCCGCCCCAGCUCUACAGGGACGUCUCGCCAGUUUGGUUCUCCGCCUUCCAAGUGGUCUCGGCCUAUACGAACACCGGCAUGUCUCUCGAAGACGAGUCCAUGAUUCCCUUCCAGAGGGCGUAUCCUAUGAUCUUUACCCUUAAUUUCCUUAUUUUGGCUGGAAAUACUGCAUUUCCUAUAUUUCUGCGGUUCUCAAUAUGGCUCCUCAGCAAAGUAGUCCCCCGAGAAUCCCGUUUGAACGAGACACUGCACUUCUUGCUUGACCACCCUAGACGGUGUUUCGUAUACCUGUUCCCGUCGCAUCAGACUUGGUUCCUCCUGACGGUGCUAGUCGCACUUAACCUGACGGAUUGGUUCUUCUUCCUGGUUCUUGACCUCGGCAAUCCUACGAUUAUGUCGAUACCACCUGGCGUCCGUGUUGUCAUUGGGACUCUGCAAGCUCUAGCUGUUAGGGCGGCCGGAUUUGCGACUGUAAACCUCGCCGACCUUGCUCCGGCCGUGAAGGUGGUUUACGUCAUCAUGAUGUACGUUAGUGUAUAUCCGGUCGCCAUGAGUGUACGUUCGACGAACGUAUACGAAGAGCAGUCCCUGGGUGUGUUCGAGGAAGAUGACGACUCCGUGGACGAGGAGGAGUUCAACCCCACUGGCAACCGUGUCACGGUUUGGAGUCACUAUCUCGCCAUGCACAUGCGGAAACAAUUGUCUUUCGACAUGUGGUGGUUGGGUCUAGCACUUGUCCUCGUCUGCAUCAUCGAAAAAGACGGUCUUGAGGAUGAAACGAACGCCAGUUGGUUUAACAUCUUCCGCAUGAUGUUCGAGAUCGUCUCUGCCUACGGAACUGUCGGGCUGAGUCUCGGUGUCCCUUACGACAACUUCUCAUUUUCCGGCGCGUUAAGGCCUUUGUCGAAACUGAUUAUCUGCGCCGUCAUGCUUCGUGGAAGACACCGUGGACUGCCGGUGGCCAUCGACCGAGCUGUCAUGCUACCCGUGGAAUUCUCGCAAGCGUCGACAGACCGGCUGAAUGAGAUCGCCUCUAACAAUGUCCGUCGCUCUUCCAUGGCGUUCGACACCAUGAGCGGCGAUGCGGACGAACGGAGCCAGUUCCGGAGAUCGCACGUCCGCUCACCGUCCACCAUGAAAUCUGUCGGCCCCGAAUCACCACAGUCCCAACAAAACCACGAGGCGUUGCAACAACAACAACAACAGCAGCAGCAGCAGCAGCAGCAGCAGCAGCAGCAGCAGAAGCAGCAGCAGCAGCAGAAGCAGAAGCAGAAGCAGAAUGACAGCUCAGAGACACAGUGA